Molecule: messenger RNA, 1041 nt
Organism: Nothoprocta perdicaria
Lineage: Eukaryota; Metazoa; Chordata; Aves; Tinamiformes; Tinamidae
Gene: PPP1R42
Product: protein phosphatase 1 regulatory subunit 42
Exons: 8
Molecular function (GO): protein binding
Source: RefSeq, a predicted model, not a curated record
UGCUUUCCCUCAGCCUCUCAGAUGUGAGCAUUUUAGGAAAAUACGGAGAAGAACGGAUGGAAUACCCUCUGAGAUAUUAAAAAGUGUAACAAUUUGGCCUGCUGCAGAAUUAUGGUCCAACUAACAAUGCACCUCAUUGCAAAAAGUAUCAGUCGCAAGAAUGCCAAAGAAGAGCCCUUUGCACAGUAUCUGCGAAGAGUAACACAUCUGAAUUUAGCAGAUAAAAAUAUAGAUACAAUUGGUGAUCUUUCUUUGUGCAGAAAUCUUAGAGUUCUAUAUUUAUAUGAUAACCACAUCAGUCAAAUACAGAACUUGGACUUUGCUACAAAUUUAACACACUUAUACCUGCAAAACAAUUGUAUUUCAUGUAUAGAAAAUCUCUCAUCACUUAAACAUCUUGAAAAACUGUAUUUGGGGGGUAAUUGCAUCACAGUAGUAGAGGGAUUGGAUAAAUUGGAGGAAAUAAGGGAGCUACAUAUUGAAAGUCAACAUCUCCCUCCUGGUGAAAAGCUUCUGUUUGAUCCAAGAUCUCUCACUUCACUUGCGAAAUCCUUGUCUGUGUUGAAUAUCAGCAGAAACAACAUUGACGAACUGGCAGAGUUAGCAGUUUUGGAGAAUAUUUCCCACCUUACAGCAGUUGACAAUCAGCUUCAAAAUAUGAAGGACUUGGAGGUGGUAUUAAACAAAUGGACCAAGCUACGCAGCAUGGAUCUUACAGGGAACCCUCUUUGCCACAGACCAAAAUACAGGGACAGRAUUAUAGUAGAGUCACAAACUUUAGAAUCCCUUGAUGGGAAAGAAAUUAAAGAAAUGGAAAGACAAUUCCUAAUGAAUUGGAAAGCCUCCAAAUGUGCCAGGAAAAAAAACAAAGAAAGAAUGACGAAUGAGCACACAGCCUAUAUAGGUUUCUAUGAGUUUGAAACACAUCAUCCCACUCUUCCCUUUUACUACAGCCCACCUGUGAAAGAAAGGUCAAAUUCUUUAAUUUUGUCUGAGAUAGGUAAAGAUGGAAGAAAACUUCUGCCAAGAACUUAUGAAGAA